AUGCCCACUGAUUCAUUCUGUUUGAUUGCCCAGACUCGACUGGAUUCCAAAUGGUUGAAAACAGAUAUACAGCUUGCGUUCACAAGAGAUGGACUCUGUGGUCUGUGGAAUGAGAUGGUUAAAGAUGGAGAAAUUGUAUAUACUGGGACAGAAUUGACAUUCAGUGGAGAGCUCCCUCCUAGAAAAGAUGAUGGUGUUGAUAGUCAGAGUGGAACAAAGAAAGAAGAUCUGAAUGACAAAGAAAAAAAGGAUGAAGAAGAAACUCCUGUGUCAACAUAUAGGGCUAAGUCAAUAUUGGAGAGCUGGGUCUGGGGGAAGCAACCAGAUGUGAAUGAACUAAAGGAAUGUCUUGCUGUGCUGGUCAAAGAGCAACAAGCUGUGGCCUUCCAGUCAGCUACCUCCACCCUCUCAGCCCUCAGACUCAAGCAGAGGCUGGUGAUCUUGGAACGCUACUUCAUUGCCUUGAAUAGGUCUGUUUUUCAGGAGAAUGUCAAGGUUAAGUGGAAAAGUAGCAGUAUUUCGCUGCCUUCUGUGGACAAAAAAAGUUCCCGACCGACAGGCAAAGGAGUUGAGGGACUUGCAAGAGUUGGAUCCCGAGCAGCCCUUUCUUUUGCUUUUGCAUUUUUACGCAGAGCCUGGCGAUCAGGUGAAGAUGCAGACCUGUGCAGUGAGCUGUUGCAAGAGUCCCUGGAUGCCCUGAGAGCACUUCCUGAGGCCUCUCUCUUUGAUGAAAAUACUGUGUCUUCUGUGUGGCUAGAGGUUGUGGAAAGAGCUACAAGAUUUCUCCGAUCUGUUGUGACAGGGGAUGUCUAUGGGGCGCCUGGCACCAAAGGAACCGGGAGCAUUCCCCUGCAGGACCAGCACUUGGCCUUGGCCAUCCUGUUGGAGCUGGCCGUGCAGAGGGGCACUUUAAGUCAAAUGUUAUCUGCAGUCAUGUUAUUGCUGCAGUUGUGGGACAGUGGGACCCAAGAAACUGACAAUGAGCGGUCUGCACAGGGCACAAGUGCCCCUCUGCUGCCCUUGCUGCAGAGAUUCCAGGGCAUCCUCGGCAACAAGGAUGCACUUCACCCAGAGGCUGAUGUUCAUCUCUUAUCUGGCCCUCUCAGCCCCAAUGAGAGUUUCCUGAGGUACCUUACUCUACCACAAGACAAUGAGUUGGCCAUUGAUUUACGACAGACGGCAGUUGUCGUUACAGCCCACCUGGACCGCCUGGCAACCCCUUGUAUGCCUCCUCUGUGUAGCUCUCCAACAUCUCACAAGGGGUCAUUGCAAGAGGUCAUAGGUUGGGGGCUAAUAGGAUGGAAAUAUUAUGCCAAUGUGAUUGGUCCAAUUCAGUGUGAAAGCCUUGCCAGCCUGGGUGUCACACAGAUUGCCUGUGCAGAGAAGCGCUUCCUUAUUUUGUCAAGGAGUGGCCGUGUGUACACACAGACCUACAAUAGUGAUGCUCUGGCCCCGCAGCUGGUCCAGGGUCUUGCUUCUAGAAACAUUGUAAAAAUUGCUGCACAUUCUGAUGGUCAUCAUUACCUAGCCUUGGCAGCCACUGGAGAAGUUUAUUCCUGGGGGUGUGGGGAUGGAGGACGACUAGGUCAUGGGGACACUGUGCCUCUGGAAGAGCCCAAGGUGAUUUCUGCUUUUUCUGGGAAGCAGGCUGGGAAGCAUGUGGUGCACAUUGCUUGUGGAAGCACAUAUAGUGCGGCUAUCACUGCUGAGGGGGAGCUGUACACUUGGGGCAGGGGAAACUACGGUCGACUGGGCCAUGGCUCCAGCGAGGAUGAGGUCAUUCCAGUGCUUGUAGCUGGGCUGAAAGGACUGAAGGUUAUUGAUGUGGCAUGUGGAAGUGGGGAUGCUCAGACCCUGGCUGUGACAGAGAAUGGUCAGGUGUGGUCUUGGGGAGAUGGAGACUAUGGAAAAUUGGGCAGAGGUGGGAGUGAUGGCUGCAAAACGCCAAAACUUAUUGAAAAACUUCAAGACUUGGAUGUUGUUAAAGUACGCUGUGGAAGCCAGUUUUCAAUUGCUUUAACCAAAGAUGGACGAGUUUACUCAUGGGGAAAAGGUGACAAUCAAAGACUUGGGCAUGGAACAGAGGAACACGUUCGUUAUCCAAAACUACUGGAAGGCUUACAAGGGAAAAAAGUCAUUGAUGUGGCUGCAGGCUCCACACAUUGCCUUGCUUUGACUGAGGACAGUGAGGUCCACAGCUGGGGAAGCAACGACCAAUGUCAGCACUUUGAUACCUUACGUGUAACAAAACCAGAACCUGCUGCACUGCCAGGUCUUGAUACAAAGCACAUCGUUGGAAUUGCCUGUGGGCCUGCCCAGAGCUUUGCUUGGUCGUCUUGUUCUGAGUGGUCCAUUGGCCUCCGUGUUCCUUUUGUGGUAGACAUCUGCUCAAUGACAUUUGAGCAGUUGGACCUACUCCUCCGUCAAGUGAGUGAGGGGAUGGAUGGCAGUGCUGACUGGCCUCCACCUCAAGAAAAAGAGUGCAUGGCUGUGGCAAUGCUGAAUCUUCUACGACUUCAGUUGCAUGCUGCCAUUAGUCACCAGGUUGACCCAGAAUUCCUUGGCUUGGGCCUCGGUAGUGUGCUUCUGAACAGCUUGAAGCAAACUGUAGUAACCUUGGCCAGCAGUGCGGGUGUCCUUAGCACUGUGCAACUAGCUGCACAAGCAGUGCUGCAGAGUGGAUGGUCGCUGUUGCUGCCGACUGCUGAGGAACGAGCACGGGCACUUUCAGCACUUUUACCCUGUGCAGUUUCAGGUAAUGAAGUGAACGUAAGUCCUGGCCGUCGAUUCAUGAUUGAUCUUCUGGUCGGUAGCCUAAUGGCUGAUGGUGGGUUAGAAUCUGCCUUAAAUGCAGCUAUUACUGCUGAAAUCCAGGAUAUUGAAGCAAAAAAAGAAGCUCAGAAGGAAAAGGAAAUUGAUGAACAGGAAGCAAAUGCCUCAUCAUUUCAUAGGAAUAGAACUCCAUUGGAUAAAGACCUUAUUAAUACAGGCAUCUAUGAAUCUUCUGGAAAACAAUGCUUGCCUCUGGUUCAGCUCAUACAACAGCUUCUUAGAAACAUUGCUGCACAGACUGUGGCCAGAUUGAAAGAUGCUGCUCGUAGAAUUUCAUCAUAUCUCGAUUUUGAGCAACACACUCGUGAAAGAUCUGCUUCCCUGGACUUAUUACUCCGCUUUCAGCGUUUACUUAUCAGUAAACUUUACCCAGGAGAUAGUGUUGGUCAAAUCUCUGAUAUUUCUAGUCCUGAACUAAUGGGUGUUGGUUCCUUGCUGAAAAAGUACACAGCUCUUUUGUGCACACACAUCCGUGAUAUACUCCCUGUGGCAACUAGUAUUGCUGCUUCUAGCUGGCGGCACUUUGCAGAAGUGGCUUACAUCAUGGAAGGAGAUUUCACUGGUGUUCUACUUCCAGAACUAGUGGUAUCUGUAAUGCUUUUGCUCAGUAAAAAUGCUGGUCUCAUGCAAGAGGCUGGAGCUGUUCCCCUUUUGGGUGGCCUUUUAGAAGAUCUGGACCGGUUCAACCGCCUGGCACCAGGAGAAGAAAGGGAUGACCAUGAAGAUUUAGCUUGGCCUGGCAUUAUGGAGUCAUUUUUUACAGGUCAGAACUAUAGAAAUAAUGAAGAGGUGACCCUGAUCCGUAAAGCUGAUCUGGAGAACCACAAUAAAGAUGGUGGCUUUUGGACAGUGAUCGAUGGAAAAGUGUACGACAUCAAAGACUUUCAGGCGCAGUCAGUAACAGGGAAUAGCAUUCUUGCUCAGUUUGUAGGGGAAGACCCCGUAGUUGCUCUGGAAGCUGCUUUGCACUUUGAAGAUACACAGGAAUCAAUGCAUGCAUUUUGUGUGGGCCAGUACUUGGAGCCUGAUCAAGAAGUCGUUACCAUUCCAGACCUGGGAAGCCUCUCUUCACCUCUCAUAGACACGGAGAGAAAUUUGGGACUCCUUCUUGGCUUGCAUGCUUCCUACUUAGCUGUGAGCACACCGCUGUCUCCUGUUGAGGUUGAAUGCUCCAAGUGGCUCCAGUCAUCUGUCUUCUCUGGAGGCCUGCAAACCAGUCAGAUCCACUAUAGCUACAAUGAGGAGAAGGAUGAAGACCACUGCAGCUCUCCUGGUGGCACUCCUGCUAGCAAAUCACGACUCUGUAACUACAGAUGGCCAUUGGGUGACCAUUCCCAGGCUUUUCUGCAGGCCAUUGCUGACAACAACAUGCAGGACCACACUGUCAAGGACUUUCUGUGUCAAAUAGAAAGGUACUGUAAGCAGUGUCACUUGACCACACCAAUCACAUUUCCUCCUGAGCAUCCUGUGGAAGAAGUUGGUCGCUUGUUACUGUGUUGCCUCUUAAAACAUGAGGAUUUAGGUCAUGUGGCAUUAUCUUUAGUUCAUACAAAUACACUUGGUAUUGAGCAAGUAAAACAUAGGACAUUACCUAAAUCAGUAGUGGAUGUUUGUAGAGUUGUCUACCAAGCAAAAUGCUCACUAAUUAAGACUCACCAGGAGCAAGGCCGUUCAUACAAGGAAGUCUGUGCUCCUGUUAUUGAACGUUUGAGAUUCCUUUUUAAUGAAUUGAGACCUGCAGUUUGUAGUGACCUCUCCAUAAUAUCAAAGUUUAAGUUAUUAAGUUCUUUGCCCCGUUGGAGGAGGAUAGUGCAGAAGUUAAUUAGAGAACGAAGAAAAAAGAGAGUUCCUAAAAAGCCAGACUCUACUAAUGAAGAAAAAAAUGGAAAUGAAGAGAGUGAUUUAGAUGAAGCUUGUGUUUUAGAUACCAGUCCUGUAAAUGUGGACAGAAGACCUGUUACAGUUAAAUCUCCAAAGGAUAAAUGGCAACCACUACUGAGUACAGUUACAGGUGUCCAUAAAUAUAAAUGGCUUAAGCAAAAUGUACAGGAUCUUUAUCCACAAUCUGCACUUCUUAAUACAAUCACUGAAUUUGCCCUUAAAGAAGAACCAGUGGAUGUGGAAAAAAUGAGAAAAUGUUUAUUAAAACAGUUGGAGAGAGCAGAGGUUCGUCUGGAAGGGAUAGAUACAAUUUUGAAACUGGCAGCCAAAAAUUUCUUACUUCCGUCUGUGCAGUAUGCUGUCUUUUGUGGAUGGCAAAGACUUAUUCCUGAGGGGAUCAACAUAGGGGAGCCCCUUACUGAUUGUUUGAAGGAUGUAAAUCUCAUACCACCUUUCAAUCGAAUGCUGCUGGAAGUUACUUUUGGCAAACUAUAUGCCUGGGCUGUUCAAAAUAUUCGGAAUGUUUUGAUGGAUGCAAAUACCAGAUUUAAAGACCUUGGUAUUCAGCCUGUUCCCCUGCAAACCAUUACUAAUGAGAACCCAUCAGGACCAAGCCUGGGGACGAUCCCACAAGCUCGCUUUCUCCUGGUGAUGCUUAGCAUGUUGACCCUCCAGCAUGGUGCAAACAAUCUGAAUCUCCUGCUGAACUCUGGUAUGCUUGCUCUUACACAGACGGCACUGCGACUGAUAGGCCCUAGUUCUGACAAUGUAGAAGAAGAUAUUAAUGCUUCUGCUCAAGGAGCCUCUGCCACUGUUCUGGAAGAAACAAGGAAGGAUACAACUCCUAUGCAAGUCCCUGUGUCAGGGCCUGAGCUGGCAGCCAUGAUGAAGAUUGGAACAAGGGUUAUUAGAGGUGUGGACUGGAAAUGGGGAGAUCAGGAUGGACCACCACCUGGCCUGGGUCGUGUGAUUGGUGAGCUGGGAGAGGAUGGCUGGAUAAGGGUCCAGUGGGACACAGGCAGUACCAACUCAUACAGAAUGGGGAAGGAAGGAAAGUAUGACCUCAGAUUGGCAGAGCUUCAGGCUUCUGUCCAGCCCUUGGCAGAGGAUUUGGACACUGAGGAAGACUCUGAAACAGAACAGUUUGAAGGGAUUAUUCAUCCCACGACAAUGAUACUUACAAGUACUAUUAAUUUGCUACAAACUCUCUGUCUGUCUGCUGGAGUACAUGCUGAAGUUCUGCAGAGUGAAGCCACUAAGACUUUGUGUGGAUUGCUCCGCAUGCUAGUGGAAAGUGGGACAACCGAAAGAACAGCUCUUCCAAACAAGCUAGUGUGCAAGGAACAGCACAGGAGCUGGUGCACACUCGGGUUUGUGCGGAGCAUUGCUCUCAUGCCGCAGAUGUGUGGUGCCCUUAGCUCCCCGGCCUGGAUCACCCUGCUCAUAAAGAUAGUAGAAGGACAUGCGCCUUUCACAGCUGCAUCGCUGCAGAGGCAGAUCUUAGCUGUACAUUUACUGCAAGCAGUACUUCCAUCAUGGGACAAGACGGAGAGGUCAAGGGACAUGAAAAGCCUUGUGGAAAAGCUCUUUGGUUUCUUGGGCAGUUUGCUUACUACAUGUUCUUCCGAUAUCCCAUUGCUCAGAGAAACCACUCUGAGGAGGAAGAGAGCCCGCCCUCAGGCUUCCCUUACAGCCACUCACAGCAGCACUCUAGCAGAAGAGGUGGUGGUGCUGCUGAGGACAUUGCACUCCUUGAGCCAGUGGAAUGGACUUAUAAACAAGUACAUCAACUCUCAGCUCCACUCGAUCACCUUCGGCUUGGCAGGAAAGCAGUCAGAAGGGGUACUCUUACUGAUGGAAGAUCAGUUUCCCAAUGCUGACAACCCUGAGAUAGGAGGCCUCAUGGCAGUAUUGGCUGUCAUUGGGGGGAUCGAUGGCCGCCUGCGUCUUGGAGGCCAAGUCACUCAUGAUGAGUUUGGAGAAGGCAUUGUCACUCGCAUCACUCCGAAGGGCAGAAUCACUGUGCAGUUCACUGAUAUGCGAGCACGUCGAGUUUGUCCACUGAGCCAGCUCAAGGCGAUCCCAGCUGUGGCAUUCAGUGUGACCAACCUGCCUUUCACAGAACCCAUGCUUUCCAUCUGGGCUCAGCUGGUGAACCUUGCAGGAAGCAAAAUGGAAAAGCACAAAAUAAAGAAAUCACCUAAACAGACCUUUGCAGGACAAGUGGACUUAGACCUUCUGCGAUGCCAACAGCUGAAGCUGUACAUACUGAAAGCUGGGCGUGCACUGCUUUCCCACCAAGAUAAAUUGCGGCAAAUUUUAUCCCAGCCAGCUGUUCAAGAGAUGGGAACUGUUCAGACAGAUGAUGGAACACCUGUAUCCCCUGACACUGGAGACAUGUCUCCUGAAGGGCCACAGCCUCCAAUAACCCUCUUGCAGCAGUUGCUGGUAUCAGCCACGCAGCCAUCUCCAGUAAAGGCCAUAUUUGAUAAACAGGAACUGGAGGCUGCUGCUUUGGCUGUGUGCCAGUGUUUAGCUGUAGAGUCGGCGCACCCAUCCAGCCCCCUGUGUGAGGAUUGCAGCUCCAGUGAGGCUACAACACCAAUCACAAUGCAUCAUGCACGCCCCAUCAGAGUGAGAAAGCGCAAGCAUUCACCUGUACCGGCUCUCCCUAUUAUUGCUCAGCUCACAGAAAUGGGAUUUCCUAGAAGAAACAUCGAGUUUGCACUGAAGUCACUCUCUGGAUCUUCGGGCAAUGCUUCAGGGUUGCCUGGUGUUGAGGCCUUGGUUGGGUGGUUGCUGGACCACUCUGAUGUUCAUAUCACCGAUGUCUCAGAUGCAGACACAGUGUCAGAUGAAUAUUCAGAUGAAGAAUUGGUGGAGGACACGGACAACACUGCUUAUCCCAUGUGUACUGCUGCUGUUGUAACAGAGAGCCAGACUUACAAAAAACGAGCUGAUUUCUUAAGUAAUGAUGAUUAUGCUGUAUAUGUGAGAGAAAAUAUUCAGGUGGGAAUGAUGGUUAGAUGCUGUCGAACCUAUGAAGAGGUCUGUGAAGGAGAUGUGGGCAAAGUUAUCAAGCUGGAUAGAGAUGGAUUACAUGACCUCAAUGUUCAGUGUGAUUGGCAACAGAAGGGAGGCACUUACUGGGUUAGGUAUAUUCAUGUAGAAAUUAUAGGCUAUCCACCACCAAGUUCUCCUUCUCACAUAAAGAUUGGUGAUAAAGUACGGGUCAAAACUUCAGUUACUACACCAAAAUACAAAUGGGGAUCAGUAACUCAUCAGAGCAUGGGGGUUGUGAAAGCUUUCAGCGCCAAUGGGAAAGAUGUCAUUGUUGACUUUCCCCAGCAGUCUCAUUGGACUGGAUUGUUAUCAGAAAUGGAGUUGAUACCUAGUAUUCAUCCUGGCGUUACAUGUGACGGAUGUCAAAUGUUUCCUAUCAAUGGAUCUAGAUUCAAAUGCAGAAACUGUGAUGACUUUGAUUUUUGUGAAAUGUGUUUCAAGACCAAAAAACACAACUUCAGGCAUACAUUUGGCAGAAUAAAUGAACCAGGACAGUUGGCAGUAUUUUGUGGCCGUUCUGGAAAACAACUGAAACGCUGUCACAGUAGUCAGCCAGGAAUGCUUCUUGACAGUUGGUCCCGCAUGGUGAAGAGCUUGAAUGUGUCAUCUUCUGUGAACCAGGCAGCUCAUCUCAUCGAUGGUAGUGAACCUUGUUGGCAAUCGUCUGGGUCCCAAGGAAAGCACUGGAUUCGUUUGGAGAUUUUCCCCGAUGUUCUUGUUCAUAGAUUAAAAAUGAUAGUAGAUCCUGCUGACAGCAGCUACAUGCCUUCUCUGGUUGUCGUAUCAGGUGGAAAUUCACUGAAUAACCUAAUUGAACUAAAGACAAUUAAUAUUAACCCUACCGACACCACAGUCCCACUUCUGAGUGACUGCACAGAAUAUCACAGAUAUAUUGAAAUUGCUAUAAAGCAGUGCAGGAGCUCAGGAAUAGAUUGUAAAAUCCAUGGGCUUAUCAUACUGGGACAGAUUCGUGCAGAGGAAGAAGAUUUGGCUGCAGUUCCUUUCUUGGCUUCAGACAAUGAGGAAGAAGAAGAUGAUAAAAGCAGCAGUGGGACCUUUAUGAGAAAGAAGGCUACAGGUCUGGAAUCCACAGCUACGAUAAGAACCAAAGUAUUUGUAUGGGGCCUGAAUGACAAGGACCAGCUGGGCGGACUGAAAGGCUCUAAGAUAAAGGUUCCUUCAUUCUCAGAGACCUUGUCUGCUUUGAAUGUAGUACAGGUGGCUGGAGGUUCUAAAAGCUUGUUUGCAGUGACUGUAGAAGGCAAGGUCUAUGCCUGUGGAGAAGCCACCAACGGACGGCUGGGGCUAGGCCUCUCCAGUGGAACUGUGCCCAUCCCACGGCAGAUCACGGCUCUCAGCAGCUACGUGGUGAAAAAAGUGGCUGUGCACUCAGGUGGCCGGCAUGCAACGGCUUUAACUGUGGAUGGCAAAGUCUUUUCCUGGGGUGAAGGUGAUGAUGGAAAACUUGGACAUUUUAGCAGAAUGAACUGUGAUAAGCCCAGGCUGAUUGAGGCCCUGAAAACAAAACGCAUCCGAGACAUCGCCUGUGGGAGCUCUCACAGUGCAGCCAUUACAUCCAGUGGAGAGCUGUAUACAUGGGGUCUUGGAGAAUAUGGCCGGCUGGGGCAUGGAGAUAAUACCACUCAACUCAAGCCCAAAAUGGUAAAAGUCCUCCUUGGUCACAGAGUAAUCCAGGUCGCGUGUGGGAGUAGAGAUGCACAGACUCUAGCUUUGACUGAUGAAGGUCUGGUAUUUUCUUGGGGUGAUGGUGACUUUGGAAAAUUGGGCCGAGGAGGAAGUGAAGGCUGUAACAUUCCCCAGAACAUUGAACGACUGAAUGGACAGGGAGUUUGCCAGAUUGAGUGUGGUGCGCAGUUUUCUUUGGCUCUUACAAAGUCAGGAGUGGUGUGGACAUGGGGGAAAGGGGAUUACUUCAGGCUGGGUCAUGGCUCUGAUGUCCAUGUACGAAAGCCACAGGUGGUGGAAGGCCUGAGAGGGAAGAAGAUCAUGCAUGUGGCAGUUGGUGCCCUGCAUUGCCUUGCUGUCACUGACGUGGGGCAGGUAUAUGCUUGGGGUGAUAAUGACCAUGGACAACAAGGCAAUGGCACAACCACAGUCAAUAGAAAGCCUACACUUGUGCAAGGCUUGGAAGGGCAGAAAAUCACACGCGUGGCCUGUGGUUCUUCUCACAGUGUGGCCUGGACAACUGUCGAUGUAGCAACGCCCUCGGUUCAUGAACCAGUUCUUUUCCAAACUGCAAGAGACUCUUUAGGUGCUUCCUAUUUAGGUGUACAUUCAGAUACUGAUUCCUCUGCUUCCAGUAAUAAAGUCAGUGGUGCAAAUAAUUGUAAACCAAACCGACCUUCUCUAACCAAGAUUCUUUUGUCGUUGGAUGGAAAUCUUGCAAAACAGCAGGCCUUGUCUCAUAUACUCACAGCAUUGCAAAUCAUGUAUGCCAGAGACGCAGCAGUGGGAGCCCUAAUGCCGGCUGGCAUGAUGGCACGAGUGGAAUGUCCUUCAUUCUCAUCCCCAGCACCCUCUUCUGACAUGUCUGCCAUUGUCAGCCCCAUGAGUGGAGAGGAUUGUAUGCUGGCUGUUGAUUUUGAAGACAGAUUGAGCCCAAAUCUGUGGCAAGAAAAGAGAGGAGAGAUGAUUUCUUCUGAAGAUACUGUGACACCCUCUGCAGUGACCCCUUCUGCUACUUCAGCUUCUUCCCGGCCAUUCAUUCCUGUAACAGAUGAUCCAGGAGCAGCCAGCAUCAUUGCAGAAACAAUGACCAAAACCAAAGAAGAUGCCGAAAGCCAUAAUAAAGCAUCAGGCCCAGAACCUCAGUAUCUGGAUGAGUUCACCAGUUUGUUAAUCGCAGAUGAUACCCGAGUCCUGGUAGAUCUCCUCAAGCUGUCUGUCUGUAGCCGUGCUGGGGAGAGGGGCAAAGAAGUUCUCUCAGCUGUUCUGUCAGGCAUGGGCACUACUUACCCUCAGGUUGCAGAUACUUUGCUGGAACUCUGUGUAACUGAAUUAGAGGAUGUUGCUACAGACUCACAGAGUGGCCGCCUUUCCUCACAGCCAGUCGUGGUGGAGAGCAGCCAUCCUUACACUGAUGACACAUCCACCAGUGGCACCGUGAAAAUACCAGGUGCAGAAGGACUCAGGGUAGAGUUUGACCGACAGUGUUCCACAGAACGGCGCCAUGACCCACUCACUGUGAUGGAUGGUGUCAACAGGAUUGUCUCAGUGCGAUCAGGCCGUGAAUGGUCUGACUGGUCCAGUGAGCUGCGGAUCCCAGGGGAUGAGUUGAAGUGGAAGUUCAUCAGUGAUGGGUCUGUGAAUGGAUGGGGCUGGCGCUUCACUGUCUAUCCUAUCAUGCCUGCUGCAGGUCCAAAAGACCUUCUUUCUGAUCGCUGCAUCCUCUCCUGUCCAUCCAUGGACCUGGUAACCUGUCUACUUGACUUCCGACUGAACCUUGCCUCGCACAGGAGCAUUGUCCCUCGCCUGGCAGCCUCCCUCGCUGCAUGUGCACAACUGAGUGCCUUAGCUGCCGGUCAUAGAAUGUGGGCCCUUCAAAGAUUGAGGAAGCUGCUCACCACUGAAUUUGGACAGUCCAUUAACAUAAGCAGGCUACUUGGUGAUAAUGAUGGAGAAGCAAGAGCUUUGAGUUUUACAGGCAGUGCUCUGGCUGCUUUGGUGAAAGGCCUUCCAGAAGCUUUACAGAGGCAGUUUGAAUAUGAGGAUCCUAUUGUGAGAGGUGGAAAACAGCUACUUCAUAGCCCGUUCUUUAAGGUACUGGUAGCUCUUGCUUGUGACUUGGAACUAGACACUCUUCCUUGCUGUGCUGAGACGCACAAAUGGGCUUGGUUCAGAAGGUACUGCAUGGCUUCCCGAGUUGCCGUCGCCCUGGAUAAAAGGAUGUCAUUGCCUCGCCUAUUUCUGGAGGAGGUGGCUAAGAAAAUUCGUGAGUUAAUGGCAGACAGUGAAAACCUCGAUAUUCUCCAUGAAAGUCAUGAUAUUUUUAAGAGAGAGCAAGAUGAACAGCUGGUGCAGUGGAUGAACAGGCGACCAGAUGACUGGACACUCUCUGCUGGGGGCAGUGGCACCAUUUAUGGAUGGGGCCAUAACCAUAGGGGGCAGCUUGGAGGCAUUGAAGGUGCCAAAGUUAAAGUCCCUACUCCAUGUGAAGCCCUUGCAACUCUCAGACCAGUGCAGCUAAUUGGAGGAGAACAGACUCUUUUUGCUGUGACAGCUGAUGGAAAGCUGUAUGCCACUGGAUACGGUGCAGGGGGCAGACUAGGAAUUGGAGGGACGGAGUCUGUAUCUACCCCAACAUUGCUUGAAUCCAUUCAGCAUGUGUUUAUUAAGAAAGUAGCAGUGAACUCAGGAGGAAAACAUUGUCUUGCCCUUUCUUCAGAAGGAGAAGUUUACUCUUGGGGUGAGGCAGAAGAUGGGAAGUUGGGGCAUGGCAACAGAAGCCCAUGUGAUCGCCCUCGUGUGAUUGAAUCUCUGAGAGGAAUUGAAGUGAUUGAUAUUGCUGCAGGUGGAGCCCACAGUGCAUCUGUCACAGCUGCUGGAGACCUCUACACAUGGGGCAAAGGCAGAUACGGCCGCUUGGGGCACAGUGAUAGUGAAGACCAACUGAAGCCAAAGUUGGUGGAAGCCCUCCAGGGCCACCGUGUAGUUGAUAUUGCCUGUGGCAGUGGUGAUGCCCAGACCCUCUGCCUCACAGAUGAUGACGCCGUGUGGUCUUGGGGGGAUGGCGACUAUGGCAAGCUCGGCAGAGGAGGCAGUGAUGGCUGUAAAGUGCCAAUGAAGAUUGACUCUCUUACAGGCCUUGGUGUGGUCAAAGUGGAAUGCGGAUCCCAAUUCUCUGUCGCGCUUACCAAGUUGGGAGCAGUUUACACUUGGGGCAAAGGGGACUACCACAGAUUGGGCCAUGGAUCUGAUGACCAUGUUAGAAGACCUCGGCAGGUCCAAGGACUACAGGGAAAGAAAGUCAUUGCCAUUGCUACUGGUUCCCUGCACUGUGUGUGCUGCACAGAGGACGGAGAAGUUUAUACAUGGGGUGACAAUGACGAGGGACAGCUGGGUGAUGGUACCACAAAUGCCAUCCAGAGGCCACGGUUGGUAGCUGCUCUUCAGGGUAAGAAGGUCAACCGUGUGGCCUGUGGCUCAGCACAUACACUUGCCUGGUCUACCAGUAAGCCUGCCAGUGCUGGGAAGCUCCCUGCACAGGUCCCCAUGGAGUACAAUCAUUUACAGGAAAUUCCAAUAAUAGCACUACGGAACCGGUUGCUGCUAUUGCACCACAUCUCAGAGCUCUUCUGUCCAUGCAUCCCCAUGUUCGACCUUGAUGGAUGUCUCCAUGACACUGGACUUGGACCUUCAGUUGGGUUUGACACACUUCGAGGAAUUCUUAUAUCUCAGGGAAAGGAAGCAGCUUUCCGAAAAGUUGUACAAGCAACCAUGGUCCGAGAUCGUCAGCAUGGCCCAGUGGUGGAGCUUAAUCGGAUCCAGGUCAAACGCUCAAGGAGUAAAGGUGGACUAGCAGGCCCUGAUGGUACAAAGUCUGUCUUUGGGCAGAUGUGUGCUAAAAUGAGUGCAUUUAGUCCAGACAGCCUCCUCCUUCCACACAGAGUCUGGAAAGUCAAAUUUGUGGGUGAGUCUGUGGAUGACUGUGGUGGUGGCUACAGCGAGUCCAUAGCAGAAAUCUGUGAGGAGCUUCAGAACGGACUCACUCCUCUUCUGAUUGUGACACCCAAUGGCAGAGAUGAGUCUGGGGCCAACCGGGAUUGCUACCUGCUGAGCCCUGCUGCACGGGCCCCUGUGCACACAAGCAUGUUCCGCUUCCUGGGUGUUUUAUUGGGCAUAGCCAUCCGCACUGGGAGUCCACUCAGCCUCAGCCUCGCAGAGCCCGUCUGGAAGCAGCUGGCUGGAAUGAGUCUCACCAUUGCUGACCUCAGUGAGGUGGACAAAGAUUUCAUCCCUGGGCUCAUGUACAUUCGUGACAAUGAGGCUACUUCUGAGGAGUUUGAGGCCAUGAGCCUGCCCUUUACCGUGCCCAGUGCAAGUGGCCAGGACAUCCAGCUGAGCUCCAAGCACACCCAUAUCACACUGGACAACCGGGCUGAGUAUGUCCGUCUGGCCAUAAACUACAGACUCCAUGAAUUUGAUGAGCAGGUAGCUGCUGUUCGGGAAGGGAUGGCCCGAGUAGUGCCUGUGCCCCUUCUCUCUCUGUUCACUGGAUAUGAACUAGAAACAAUGGUCUGUGGCAGCCCAGAUAUCCCUUUGCAUCUUUUGAAGUCAGUGGCAACAUAUAAAGGGAUUGAGCCAUCUGCUCCUCUGAUCCAGUGGUUCUGGGAGGUGAUGGAGUCCUUCUCCAAUACAGAGCGCUCCCUCUUCCUACGGUUUGUGUGGGGCCGGACCAGGCUACCGAGGACCAUUGCUGACUUCCGAGGCAGAGACUUUGUCAUCCAGGUAUUGGACAAAUACAAUCCUCCUGACCAUUUCCUUCCUGAAUCAUACACAUGUUUCUUUUUACUGAAGUUACCCAGGUAUUCCUGUAAACAGGUCCUGGAGGAAAAACUGAAGUAUGCCAUCCAUUUCUGUAAAUCAAUUGACACAGAUGAUUAUGCCCGCAUAGCCCUCACAGGAGAACCAGCUGCCAAUGACAGCAGCGAUGACUCAGAUAAUGAAGAUGUUGAUUCUUUUGCCUCAGACUCUACACAAGAUUAUCUAACAGGUCACUAG
Messenger RNA from Elephantulus edwardii (Cape elephant shrew), 14517 nucleotides. It is a transcript of the gene HERC2, whose product is annotated as HECT and RLD domain containing E3 ubiquitin protein ligase 2. Gene Ontology annotation, molecular function: zinc ion binding; ubiquitin-protein transferase activity. Gene Ontology annotation, biological process: protein ubiquitination. The record is from RefSeq and is a predicted model, not a curated record. Lineage: Eukaryota; Metazoa; Chordata; Mammalia; Macroscelidea; Macroscelididae. The transcript has 92 exons. Bases 1 to 14517 code for a protein of 4838 amino acids.